GGCAUCCGGCAGCCGCCCAAGGCCCUGCUGCUGUUUGGACCUCCGGGAACUGGGAAGACGCUGCUGGCGCGUGCGGUAGCGACCGAGAGCCGAGCCACCUUCCUGCCGGUGACAGGCGACAGUGUGUUGUCGAUGUGGUACGGUCAGAGCGAGCAGAACGUCAAGGCGCUGUUUGAGAAGGCGAGGAAGAGGCAGCCCGCUAUCAUAUUCAUUGACGAGCAGGCCCAGCAGGGGCCCGGUGGGGGAGGUGAUGGUGGGGACAACCGCAUUGUGGUCAUUGCGGCCACCAACACCCCCUGGGACCUGGACGAGGCGGCUCUCAGCAGGUUCUCCCGGCGCAUCUACGUGCCGCUCCCGGACCGGGGCACCCGGGAGGCGCUCAUGAGGAAGGCUAUGGAGGGUAUCGCUUGCGACGUGUCCGACUCGGCGUGGCAGCGGCUGGCUGAGCGGUGUGACAAGUACAGCGGGAGGGACCUGGUGCAGGUUUGCAGGUGCGGUGGGGCUGGUGGGGGCCCCUGGGGGGCGUUACUGCCUUGCUGUCAGUUACAUACCAACGUAGGGCUUGUGGACGUUGGUGCACACGCACCUUGA
Messenger RNA from Volvox carteri f. nagariensis, 591 nucleotides. RefSeq lists its product as uncharacterized. Gene Ontology annotation, molecular function: ATP hydrolysis activity; ATP binding. The annotation marks the transcript as partial. Lineage: Eukaryota; Viridiplantae; Chlorophyta; Chlorophyceae; Chlamydomonadales; Volvocaceae. The transcript is spliced from 5 exons. The record is from RefSeq and is a predicted model, not a curated record.